GUUGGAGCUGGAGUCAUCUGCACACAGAGAGGGAGGGAGAGGAAGAAAGACGUCAGAAAAAGCUCUGCUUCUGACAACACCACUGUUCAGCGACCAUCAUAGAAAGAAAACUACUUUCGCCUUGCUCUGACGAAAUUGUUUUUCAUGUAUAGUUGUCUAUACUGAGGGCUGUUCAAAGGGGAUACUGCAUGACACUGUUUCCUGUUCGCCCUGCAUCAUUUUCUCUGAUUUACUAAGAUGACAGUGGUGUCCCCAUGCACUCAGAAUCUGAUGGAUAGUGCUCACCCUCACACCGUACUUAGCAAGCUGAAUGAGCAGCGCUCACAGGGCCUCUUCUGUGAUGUUACCAUUGUGGUGGAGGAUGUUAAGUUUCGGGCCCACAAGAACAUCUUGGCAGCCUGCAGUGGGUACUUCAGGAACGCUUUGACAACUCCUGAGACAUGGAGCUCCAGCCAAGUGCUGGAGCUGAUGGACCUGAAGUCAGAGGUGUUUGCCAGUAUCCUCAACUUCAUCUACUGCUCAAAGGUGACAUCACCUGCUGUAGAGGACACAGGAGGACUAGUGGCAGCUGGAAAAAGACUUGGAAUCCCGUUUUUAGAGAAGCUCGCAGAACAAGAGAAAAAGGACAAAUGUGUUAAAUCGGCAGACUCUAGCACAGCCCCAGUGUCUAAAAUAACUAAGAAGGAGGCUCCCAGGCCUGAGGAGAUAGACAGUGCCAGAGGACCACGCAUCACCAAUGCCUUCUCUAUCACUGAAGUGUGUCCUGGAAACAAUCCUUUCACCCCUCUGGUACAACCCAGUGGGGAGAGGCAGUCACCAGAUGUGGGACAGCUCCCAUCAAGUUGCCCUACAACGUCCUGCCUCAGCGGGAACAAUGAGACCACCCAUGCCCUCUCAGAGCACUCAUAUGCAGUGAGCAAAUCUACUGAAAGCAAAGACAACAGUCAGCCGGACAAUAAGAAAGUCUGUAAGCCAGCAAUAUUACAGCCAAAGCAGCUCCUUUACAAGAACACAGGCCCGCUUAAAAAGCGUCACAGACUGAGAGGCAUUGUGGGUAAAACAAUACUUCCAGCACCAGCUGAACCACAAACAGAUAAACCAAAUACAAUAACCUCCACAUUAGCUGAUGACGUUACUGCUGUUGCAGUCAUGACACCACCUCCACUUUUUUCAGGGGUAGAAAAAGAAAAGAGUGUGGACCCAGGGCUACCCACAGCCACUGACAACGUUCAGAUGGAGUUAGGUCCACCAGCCCUUUCCCCUCACACAGAGGACAGCAUCUCAAUCUAUGGAUGUGAGCACUGUCCAGAAAUAUUCACAAAUAAAGCUCUUCUCACCGUUCACUCAGAAGUACAUAAAAAACGUUUCGUCAGUCAUUUGUUUUGCAAGUUUUGUCACAGAAAGUUCAUACACCUCAAACGGCUGCGCAACCAUGAACAGAUCUGUCCUAAAGCUGUAAGAGACCCACCUAAACUAGAUGCCACUGACAUACCAGCCAAAGAGGUGGACCUCCAUUCAGAUGACAUGCCGACCAUUGAGAGCAUUGUGACACAGCUUCCCUCUGCUGACCUCUCCAGCCCUUGCACCCCGGAGCCCCUUCAAGUGGACCAAUCAGAGCUUGAACAGGAAGAGAGGGUUGUGAGGCCAGGUGGCAGUCAGAGGAGAUACAACUGCAGUGUGUGUAAACGGGUCUAUGUCACCCUGUCCAGUCUGAAGCGGCAUGAGAAUGUACAUUCCUGGCAGAGGGCCUAUCCCUGUCACUAUUGUAAUAAAGUGUUUGCUUUGGCAGAGUACCGUACAAAGCAUGAAAUCUGGCACACAGGUGAACGACGUUAUCAGUGCAUUUUCUGCCUGGAGACAUUCAUGACAUACUAUAUCUUGAAGAACCAUCAGAAGUCUUUUCAUGGCAUUGAUCCCAGUUUAGCUGUUAAGAAAAAAUCUGCCAAUGGUGGGUUGAAAGCCAGUGUUUACCCAAUCAAGCUCUACAGGCUUCUGCCUAUGAAGUUUAGAAAGAGAAAAUACAAGACGUACAGUGAGACAUACUCAGAGAGUGUUGAAAGAGGUGACCAAGCUCCACAAGACAGCAGCUCUCUUAUCCCUCCAUUUGAAGAAAAUGGCCUGAUCAGCCACCCUGACACUGUGUCAUUGCCUCUGACAUUCAUGGCAACGACAAAGACGAUGGCUCCUGUCAUGCCUCGCAUUACCUUUGACAAGCCAUGUGACCAAGAUAUUGACGAAAGUCUGAGCAGUGAAAUGGAAAUUCCGAGAGGCACAAGAAAAGAGGCUGAGAAUAGAGAUUCCCCCUUCAUUAACUACAACAGUACCUUCUCUUUGCAACCCGAUGCAGAGGGUUACAAAGUUGAUCCUCCAGUGCUAAUGAACUCAGAAUACAUCAGUCAUAAUGUGCCACUCUUAAACUCUUUGAACACUGUUAAAAAGUUAGGUGAGCUAUCAGCCUCUGCAAAAAGAGUGGAGGAUAUGACCAAGGAGAUACUUCAGUCAAGCACUGAGACUCUAGUGCGUGAUAAAACGGUGGGCGCAAAGACAGAAACAUAUAUUGCCAAACCUGCAUGCCCAGGUCCAUCAGUGGACGGUGAUACCAUGCCACUCUGUCAGAUAACAGUGAAAAUAGGCAAUGAAGCCAUCAUCCGCCGCCGAAUCAAAGGAUCCAAGCUCUUCCCCAGAAAAAAAAGGAGAGUAAGAGAACUGAGGGACGACGAGAGCCCAAGUCAGUGCCCUUCAACAAGAGAAAGCUCAGAGAGCCCCAGGCUCCGCCUUAGACCUGAAGUCACUGUCACCAAAAGGCCAGAGACAUAUGAUGAUCCUAAUGACUGUGACACAGGUGAUAAGCUUUGGCGUCCCUACUAUUCUUACAAAGCUAAAAAGAAAAGGAAGAAGCUGCGAUUCAAGCACAGAAAAGCUUUGUUCCACCGUUACCCUGAAACAACUGUAGAUAGAGAUGCUGCCACUGAGGCCCCCCUUGACAGAAGCAAUUGGCUGACAGAAGAGUUCAUCUCAGGUGGUAGUGCAGAGGUGAAACGUAGCCUUACCAGGAACUGCAGCCCGAGGGCCACCUACAACUGUGACAUCUGUGAUAGCUCUUUCAUCACAGAGACUGGUCUGAGAGCUCAUGUUAUUGGUUCCCACCCAUGUUUCUGCAGGACCUGUGGUAAACAAGGUCCCCCUGGUGAAGCACCCGCUGGCGGCGAUUACAUCUGCAACAGUUGUAUGGAAAAUGGCUCCUGCUUUGACAAUACACCCCGGAGCCCCAACCCAGAAAAGAAGUAUCGCUGCUCCUUCUGUCCCCAGCGUUUCCUCUACCUUGCCACCAAGAGAAGCCAUGAGAAAAAACACCAAGAGACAAAUGAGGAGGAAUAUAACUAUGACAACUUUACACCAUGCUCUAAAUACCUAAGUGAAGACAAUAAACAAGACACCAUCAAAACAGAAGACAGUGACAAUCAAGGGGGCACUGACAUAAAAAGUGAAAGGGGAGACGGAGGACAUUUUAUCAUUGAUAAAAUUAAACCUAAAAUUGAGGACACAACUGACUUUAUGUCUUUGACUACAUACCAAGACAUGUCAUAUUCCAACAUUAAAAGUCCAUUAUCACCCUGCAUUGACCCACUGUUUUCCCUGACAUCCUCGAAGGUGAAACAUAAAAUGGUGAAAAAAAGGAUCAACGCACUGCAUUCCAUGCAUCUCAUCUCAAAAAAGCAAGCCCGUGACAGAGACAGCGAUAGCAACAAGGAUAUUUUGACGGGGCCAGCAACAAACAGUCACAAUGAUCAUGAGACAUCCUGUAAACUGUUUAGGAAAAAUGACUCUGAGACUAAAGGUACCCACAUUUCUAUACACAAGCCAGAGAAAUGGGUCUGCAAAGAGGAACCAUUUUUUUAAAGAUUGUUGAAGGACAGCGAUCAACUAUAGGCAAAAGUGAAAGUGAAUAAAAUUUGACUCUGAGCCACUGCUUUGGUUAGGAGAUGUAGAAUUUGUAAUUUGCAGCUGAGCUCAAUAAAAUGUUUGGAAUAGAUGUCACCAAACACGAGGAUCUAAUACCAGUGUGGGCUGUAAUUGUUUCCCUCCUCAACUCAACAACUGAGUGAUUUUUCACCUUUGUAAAAGAUUUUUUUUGGAUAAUAUAGGAUAUUCUGACACAAACUGUACUUUGUCCAUUGUCUAUGCAUAUAAGGCAGACUCAGUGACAUGACUGUAACCUCAAGAAGAGAAAUGAAUGUUGGUAACAUUUCUAGUGUGCAGUUUCAGAACAGGGGUGGGAUGUGUUGGACAACUGAAAACUGACUAGUGAAGUGACAUCUUCACUUUUUAAAAUAAGUCUGGGGAAAACAAUAUGAAUUUUACGACUGUCACAUUUUUUAAUCUCCCGUUCAGUUAACUGGGCAUGGUGAGUUGCACUUUAUAGUCUGACUAUGCUAAUGUGUUGGUUAAAUACUUUGAUAAUCCAAUUUCACUUCUAAACACCAUUGAUAUACUUCUAAUUUCUAAUUAACACAUGGCACCAUUGAGUUAGUACUUUUGU
Molecule: messenger RNA, 4540 nt
Organism: Seriola dumerili (greater amberjack)
Lineage: Eukaryota; Metazoa; Chordata; Actinopteri; Carangiformes; Carangidae
Gene: zbtb38
Product: zinc finger and BTB domain containing 38
Exons: 2
Coding region: 238-3900 (1220 amino acids)
Biological process (GO): negative regulation of transcription by RNA polymerase II; regulation of immune system process; regulation of cytokine production
Molecular function (GO): protein binding
Source: RefSeq, a predicted model, not a curated record